Molecule: messenger RNA, 1939 nt
Organism: Glycine soja
Lineage: Eukaryota; Viridiplantae; Streptophyta; Magnoliopsida; Fabales; Fabaceae
Product: sugar transport protein 7-like
Exons: 5
Coding region: 233-1750 (505 amino acids)
Biological process (GO): monosaccharide transmembrane transport
Cellular component (GO): membrane
Molecular function (GO): monosaccharide transmembrane transporter activity
Source: RefSeq, a predicted model, not a curated record
UUUGUUAAGGAUUGGUUUUUGGAGAGUGGUGAUAAGACUUCACCCACGUAUCUGAAAAUGUAAUUGAGUCACUGUUUACAGAAAAAGGAUGGUUUAUUUAACAUAUGCACAUUCAUAGUCAUUUCAUUCUUGAGUGAUGACAAGAUAAAAAUAUAGAUGACGUCCAAGGGUGCCACCGGUGCAGAAAACAGCCAAAGCAUUAAAUACGGUUUGAGAAAGGAGAAUUGAGGAAAUGGCAGGAGGGUCUUUCACAACAGGCACUGUGAGCAAGGAGAGGGCAGAGCAGUACAAGGGGAGAGUCACUGCUUAUGUCAUCAUCUCUUGCAUUGUUGCUGCCACAGGAGGGGCUCUCUUUGGCUAUGAUAUUGGAAUUUCAGGUGGGGUUACAUCCAUGGAUGACUUUCUUAUAGAGUUCUUCCCCUCAGUAUACAGACAGAAAAAGCAUGCCCAUGAAAACAACUACUGCAAGUAUGACAAUCAGGGCCUAGCAGCAUUUACCUCUUCUCUGUACAUUGCUGGUUUAGUUGCAUCCCUGAUGGCAUCCCCUGUGACAAGAAAGUAUGGACGUCGAGUAAGUAUCAUAGGUGGUGGUAUCAGCUUUCUUAUUGGAUCAGCUCUGAAUGCUUCAGCUGUUAACCUGAUAAUGUUGAUCUUAGGCCGGGUUAUGCUUGGUGUUGGCAUUGGAUUUGGAAAUCAGGCUAUUCCGCUUUAUUUGUCAGAGAUGGCACCAACACACCUUCGAGGAGGCCUGAACAUGAUGUUUCAAGUUGCAACCACUUUUGGGAUUUUCACAGCUAACAUGAUCAAUUUUGGAACACAAAAGAUCAAGCCUUGGGGUUGGAGGCUGUCCCUAGGCUUGGCUGCAGUACCAGCUCUUUUGAUGACUGUGGGAGGGAUAUUUCUUCCUGACACUCCAAAUAGCUUAAUUGAACGAGGAUUGGCGGAAAAAGGAAGGAAGCUGCUGGAGAAAAUCCGAGGAACCAAGGAAGUUGAUGCAGAGUUCCAAGAUAUGGUUGAUGCAAGCGAGUUGGCAAAGUCCAUAAAGCACCCAUUUCGUAACAUCCUUGAAAGAAGGUACAGGCCAGAGUUGGUGAUGGCAAUCUUCAUGCCUACCUUUCAGAUCCUGACUGGCAUAAAUUCCAUUCUCUUCUAUGCUCCAGUGCUGUUUCAAAGCAUGGGAUUUGGAGGAGAUGCAUCACUCAUCUCUUCAGCUUUAACCGGUGGAGUUCUUGCUAGUUCAACGUUCAUUUCCAUAGCAACAGUAGAUAGGUUGGGCAGGAGAGUUCUUCUUGUCAGUGGUGGACUACAAAUGAUCACAUGCCAAAUCAUAGUGGCCAUUAUUCUAGGGGUCAAGUUUGGAGCAGACCAAGAAUUGUCAAAAGGGUUUUCAAUUUUGGUGGUUGUGGUGAUUUGCCUAUUUGUUGUUGCUUUUGGGUGGUCAUGGGGUCCACUUGGGUGGACAGUCCCUAGUGAGAUAUUUCCAUUGGAAAUCCGGUCAGCAGGGCAGGGCAUCACAGUUGCUGUAAACCUUCUCUUCACUUUCAUAAUUGCUCAGGCCUUUCUUGCUCUUCUCUGCUCAUUCAAGUUUGGGAUCUUUCUCUUCUUUGCUGGCUGGAUCACCAUCAUGACCAUAUUUGUUUACCUGUUCUUACCUGAAACCAAAGGGAUUCCCAUUGAGGAGAUGUCAUUUAUGUGGAGGAGGCACUGGUUCUGGAAAAGGAUUUGCCUCCCAACAGAUGGUAGUAUCUGAAUUACCCAUGCUAAUGAUGUCAUGAAGUAAAGUCCAAAAUUUAUAACUUAUGCAUCCAACUCAACCAGUUGAACUUAGUUAAGUUUUGUGUAUCUGUUAAGUUGAGAAUAAUGGAUAAAUAAUUACAUAAUUAUUAGAUCAUGAAGGUAUCUCGAUCAAACGGUUAUAAAGACAACCUGCUUAUGUAUU